AUGGAAUGUGAGUUGUACUUGGAUGGGGGGCCUGUCGGUGGGGAUCUCGUUGUUUUGGUGAGGAUGGACAACGUAUUGAAAUGUCAGAACUGUCGCUUGCCCCUGCAACUGGACACGUCGUUGCUGGAUCUGAGCGUUUCGCAGAGGGACCUCAUAUUGAGCAGUCUGAGGGAUCAUGCUGUGGACAGUGGGGAUCCUGGGAGGAGCAGGAUACCGCGGGACAGGCUCCGGAUGGUUGGGCAGGUGAGUUCCCAUGAGGAGGUCAAUGCACUGCUGCGAGGUGGCGCGGAGUUGAACUCUUACGUGGAUUUGGGUGGGGGUGCAGGUGCAGGUGCAAGUGCAAGUGCAAACGCAGGGCACGGGAGGAUGUACGAGGAGGAUGACGAGGAUGACGAUGACAAUGCGUUGAGGGGUGAGCGGAAGGGUACGAGCAGCAGGGACAGUGGACACGGGUCCGAUGCGUCGCGGGGUCGCGGGUUGGCCACGGAGAGAACACUCUCGACUCAAGUUUCUGCCCUAUCCAAUAUCUUCAACAUCUUGUCCGCAAAGAGUACGGUCGACUACCCUGUGUGUCAGGACUGCUGCCAGAAUGUGGUGAAUCGGUUGAAGAUGGAGUACGAGGAGGCACUCAACGAGAACAAGACUUACACGGAUUUCUUGAAUAGACUGGAGACACAGCAGACAAAAGCAAACGACCCGCCUAAUGGCACAGAUGCAGAAACUUCUAAGCAUGCAGAAGAGAUGGACCGUUUGGAUUGUGAGGAGGUGGGACUACUAGAGCAACUGAAAGAGCUGGAGACGGAGGAUACGAAAUUGGAUUCUCAGAUUCAACAGCUGGAGGCGGAGCUUGCCGCAAAGCACAAACUUGAUCAAGAGAAAGUACGGCUCGCAAACAUGGAGGAUCUGAGGCAGAUGGAGCUUUUCAAAGAAUUGAACAGUAUGCAGACGCAAUACGAGCUGGCUCUCGACAGCCUGGACACUCUGAGAAAGACGAACAUAUACCACGAAACUUUCAAAAUAUCGCAUAAUGGACCCUUUGGCACGAUCAACGGGCUACGACUCGGGUCUGUGCCGGAGACUCCGGUGUCGUGGAGAGAGAUCAACGCUGCACUGGGCCAAGUGGUACUCUUGCUAAGCACGAUCUCGGUCGGACUCAAUUGCAAGAUAAAAAAUUACAGACUACAACCCAUGGGGUCCUUCUCCAAAGUGUUGAAGCUCGACGAUACAACGCAGGAAUGGAUCCCAUUUGAAGCUUACCACAACGAGAAGUUCAACAUCACCAAGAUUUUCCGCAGAGAGACAAAUUUCGAUAAAGCCAUGGUGUGUCUCUUAGAGGUUGUCGGACAGAUAUUCAAAUGCAUCGAGUCCAUGAGCCAAAAAACCGAUGGCACGGCCCAUUCAAUGGAGAUUGAUGAACAGGGUCAACAAUCCGUGCACUCGCACCCGCUGGGGGACAAUCAGGCAUCGGGCCCCAGCAGCAACAUUCCGAUCAGGAGAGCGCCUACGGGUAACAAUUUUCAAGAACUCCCCUACAGUAUAGUUAAGGACAGUAUCAAUAAUCUCACUGUGAAGCUGUUUGGGAACGAGCCCACUUUGAAGUGGACCACAGCGAUGAAAUUCCUUCUAACAAACGUCAAGUGGUUACUCGCAUUUUCGUCGAGCAGGUUAAACUUGAUACAAGCGCCACAAGACGAUGAGAGCUGA
Messenger RNA from Huiozyma naganishii CBS 8797, 1704 nucleotides. RefSeq names its product beclin 1 (gene VPS30). Gene Ontology annotation, biological process: autophagy; cellular response to nitrogen starvation; late endosome to vacuole transport. NCBI's taxonomy places the organism in Eukaryota, Fungi, Ascomycota, Saccharomycetes, Saccharomycetales, Saccharomycetaceae. The coding region runs from base 1 to 1704 and encodes 567 amino acids. Gene Ontology annotation, cellular component: phosphatidylinositol 3-kinase complex, class III, type II; phosphatidylinositol 3-kinase complex, class III, type I; phagophore assembly site. The transcript has a single exon. The record is from RefSeq and is a predicted model, not a curated record.